Molecule: messenger RNA, 2198 nt
Organism: Liolophura sinensis
Lineage: Eukaryota; Metazoa; Mollusca; Polyplacophora; Chitonida; Chitonidae
Exons: 13
Coding region: 1-1878 (625 amino acids)
Biological process (GO): calcium ion import across plasma membrane
Cellular component (GO): plasma membrane
Molecular function (GO): calcium channel activity; protein binding
Source: RefSeq, a predicted model, not a curated record
AUGGUUAAGUUCUCUACUUGUGAAAUUGCUUUGAACCAGGUUGUCAGGAAAACGCGGGAAUACGUGAUAGGAAAGCGCGAGGCGGAAGUUCGUGUCAUGAUCGAUCGCAUGGUGGCAGCGAAAGGUGGAGAAGAUCAAGCCCUCUUAUUUGUCCUCUCUCAAGAAAGUCUCUCAACUCAAAAGCUAGAUCUCUUUACAAAUAUCUUACUUCACCGAGGAGCGAAUCCGUCUGUUUGUGAUAGCCACAUGCAGACUCCACUUCAUCACGCCGCCAAGCGGAAUCUAGUGGACGUCUGCCGUCGUCUGCUGGAGAACGACGCCCUUCCCAACGUCAAAGAUCGGAAACGGAUGAGGCCGCUAUCAUUCGCGGUCAAAAACUCCAACGAUCAGAUCGGAGCGAUGCUGUUAGAAUACAUGUCCAAUAAAGAUGUCCGGUCAUUAUUUCUGGCUGAUGGUGAUACUCCAGCAGAAUUCAGCUGUGAAACGUUACUGAGGAAAAACAUGGAGGAGACAAUGAUGUCUCUUAUGAACUGCAUGAUAGAUCGUCAUGGACACAGAGGGAAAGCCAAAGUCUACUAUAAUGUGCUGGAGUCUGACUCGCAUGGGAGACCACCCUCACAUCAUCGGUUUGACAGGGGAGCUAAAUCUGUGCUAUACCACAUUACCAACAGUGGAAAUAAGACCAUUAUCUACCACGAGGCUGUGCGACUGCUUGUGCGGAAAAGAUGGAAAGAUCACAUGAAGUUUCGUUUCUUAUUGUCGGCCACGUUUUACCUAUUGACCCUCUUUUCCUUGGUGUACUCUGCUGUGGUUGUCUCCAGCGUGCCCGACCCCAUGGUGUACGACUCGCCCUUACAAAUAUCACGCGGCGUCUUUGAGGUCAUCGCCUACUCGUCGGUUGCUUUCACCUUCUUAUUGGAGCUCAAUCAGUUUAGGAGACACAGGCUGCAGUAUUGGAAAGACCUCUUUAACUGGCUUGACAUGAGCUCGACUAUUCUUAUCCUGGCCGUGUUACCGUUGAGAUUCACUUACCAACAAGCCCAGUGGCAUGUCUUCUCCGUCGGUUUUAUGCUGUGGACUUUCAAAAUUUUUAAAUACUCUAUUAUAUUCAGGCAAACCGGUGCUUACACCCACAUUCUCUGGAGAGUGCUGUCUUACGAUAUUGUCCAGUUUAUGAUGUUCUUCGUUAUAAUAUUGCUGGCUUUUAGCGGGGCCUUUGUUCUGGCACUAAGGGGGGAUAACUCUUUGAAAGUCAGCGGGCAACAAAGGAAUGCCAGCGACCCGAAUGAGCCUACUUUGUUCCCCGAGUCCGCGUGGGAGAGCUCAAGCACAUUCUGGUGGAUCUUGUUUUUGGGUUUUCGAACUCUCAUAGACACGGAGCCGCUGGUAGAGGAUUACAUUAAAUUGCCGCCGUUGAGCGUCAUCUUGAUAAUAGUAUUCAUGUUUCUAUGUAUCGUGGUAAUGUUGAACCUUCUGAUCGCCCAGCUGUCCGAUACAUACCAGAACAUACAGAGCGAUGCUCAUCGUGGACUGGAACUGAACAGGGCCUGGAUAGUGACCCGGAUGGAGAUCAACAGCGUGUUUAUGGGGAACUAUAGAGUCAAGCAGUAUACUGACAUGGAAGAGUUUGAUGACGUCCAGGAUGUCCUGGCCAAAUGGGACUCUCCUCCCUUGAACAGCAUCCAUACUAAGCUUAAGAGGGUAGAGGAGCUCGCGGUCUCCACUCACUCCACGCAAACCACUUUACUACAGCGCCUGGCCUGGCAGGAGCAUGCUCUUCUCGACAUUCAGAAUCGCUUGGCCGCCAUGGCUGCUGGACGGUCUGCGGAUGGAAAGACUUCGGGUUCCGGAGAUGCCCCAAGACCGUCAGAAGCAUAACGUCUCUGUGCACGUCUUGCAGCCUCCUUGACGUUUGCCCUGUUUGGCGUCUUUACAAAGCCAUCUUUAGACGCUGCUUUCCCGAUGCAUCUGCAGCCUUGUGGUAGAAUCCAGCAUCCACACGAUAAUGUACAACUUUGCCUAAAUGGGCUUCUCAAAGUUUCAGCAAAGGCCUGACGAUUCUAAGAGGCCUUAAAAUAUAACGGACCAAUUUGAAAUUACCAAAACCUUUCAUUACACAGAAUAAGCAGUGCGACCACAUGAAGAUAAAAUAUGUAUCUUGAACGAUAAGUACAGUGGCCAGUUUUGAAUAAUGUAUU